This is a messenger RNA of Paramacrobiotus metropolitanus, 3317 nucleotides long. RefSeq names its product kinesin-like protein KIF23. Lineage: Eukaryota; Metazoa; Tardigrada; Eutardigrada; Parachela; Macrobiotidae. Gene Ontology annotation, biological process: microtubule-based movement. The record is from RefSeq and is a predicted model, not a curated record. Gene Ontology annotation, molecular function: ATP hydrolysis activity; microtubule binding; ATP binding. Bases 307 to 2946 code for a protein of 879 amino acids. Gene Ontology annotation, cellular component: kinesin complex; nucleus; microtubule. The transcript is spliced from 13 exons.
AGUUGUUUAUGCGCGAUCAAAAUUCCCAUUUUUUCCCUUCGUUUGAAUUUUUAAUUUCUGCAACUUUCAUACCAUCGUGUGGGACUGCUCAACCUAAUACCUUCCUAAUUGUUAGCAUUUUUAAAUCCAGCACAAUGUGAAAAUUGAUUAUCACGUAUGAAUGAUUGAUUUGGAACGCACGAGUGACUCGAGGAGAAAUCGUGACGUUCCUGGUUCUUCAUCCUUAUUCUCCAGCCGUUUCACAUUGAAUAUCUCCCCCAUCGAUUAAUCGUUGUCUUGCUGCUGACCUUGAUCGAGAUUUUUUAAAUGAAUCAGUCGUCGCGCAAGCGCCCGGGUCGUGAUCGCAGGCCUGUGGAGGCUGCGACGGAUCCCGUAGAGGUGUUUUGCCGGAUACGGAACUUGUCGUCGGUGCACGCUCCCCGAUGUGUGAAAGUGGUGUCAGACCAGAUUGUCCAGCUCAUACCACCUGAGCACAAAUUAAACGCUCCGGAAAAACAGCAUACUUUCAGAUACGUUUUUGACGAGCCCGCGACGCAGACCGAAGUUUUCAAUCAUGUGGCUCUGCCCUUGGUCCACGAUCUACUGCUGGGCAAAGACGGUUUGUUAUUCUGCUACGGCAUCACCUCCUCCGGGAAGACCUUUACCAUGCUCGGUUCACCCCAAGACCCCGGCAUCAUCCCCCAGACGCUGGACGUUAUCUUCAAUUCCAUCGUGGGAAGCCAGUUUGAGGAAUUUGGACCGGAUGGUCUGCUGGCUAAGACCUUCCAGAUUCGCCCCACAGACUAUAGCACCUUCGAGAUCUUGAAAGAACAGGACCGACUGGAGCGGAUUGCCAGUGUGGGCGCCCAUCGGAGUGGCGGUGGGACGGCGAUGAGGGGUAGGGAUUUGGAUUUUACCAACCGAAAGAAACUUGAUCACCCUCCGGCCUUCUCGGAUUUUGAUAAAGAUGCCAAAUACGGCGUUUUUGUCAGUUUUGUGGAGAUCUAUGGGGAAAAAGGCGUCAAUGAUCUGCUGCCCAGUGAGAAGGAAGAGCGGAAUAAAAAAAAAGCGCCGAAUAUCUCGAAGGAUAGUAAAGGGAAACCUUAUGUCUCCAACACUAACUGGCGGGAAGUCCGGAGUGCCGACGAGGGUCUGCGAUACUUUUCCCAAGGUCAGGCUAAUCGGCGUGAAGCGCCCACGAAGCUGAACGCCACAUCCAGCCGCAGUCAUGCCAUUUUCUUCAUCCGGCUGGUGCAGGUGCCCUUGGAUAAAGACGGCUAUGACAUUGUGCACGAUGAUGAUUUGGUCGUCGUAAGCCAGUUGGCGUUGGUGGAUCUGGCCGGAAGUGAACGGCAAAAAAGGACACAAAACAUUGGCGCUGUGUUGAAGGAAGCAGGUUACAUCAAUAUUUCCCUGAUGACAUUACGCCAAUGUUUGGGCCAAUUACGGAAUAAUCAGCAAGGACUCAAGCCGUUCCAGAUGGUUUCGUAUAAUGGAUCCACCUUAACGAAGUUAUUCAAAAGUUAUCUCGAAGGGGAAGGCAAGGUGCGGAUGAUUAUAUGCUUGAACCCAAGCGCGGAAGAAUUUGACGAGACUGUGCAUGUUUUGGAAUUUGCGGACUUGUCAAAAGAAAUCCAAGUGCAACGUGCCCGUGAAGUUGAUUUUGAAAGAGGUGAAAUGGGACUGGCUAAAGGACGACGAUUUUUAGCCGAAGAAAACAAGAAGCGUAAGUUGGAGGAAGAAAUGGAACAACACACCAUCACACGGCAGAAGUUAACGGCGUUUAUUAAUGAAGUGGAGAAGACCAUCAUCUUUCCUCCUUACAAGCUUUCAACUGCGGAUGACAACAUGACAUUGCCGAAUCUGGCGAUAUUCCUGCAGGAUCGGAUUAAGCGUCAUAGAGCCACGUAUUCCGCUCUCAAAGACCAAGAAAUUGUAUUCUUUGAGAGACUGAAGGGUUUGUUUAGCGCGAAUCAGGAGCUGCGACGGUCAAAUGUCGCUAUGCGUCGCGAGCUUCUGGAUCGCGAUCAACAGAUUGAGGAUCUGAAACGGCGCUGUGAUCAGCUUACCCGGACAACCAGCAAUCUGUUAAGCGAAUUCAAUCUGACCGAACAGGAACGCUUGCAGCUGCUCAAUCAGAUUGGAGACCGAGAUUAUCAGUCCCGUACCCAAGAUAAACGCAUGCGGGACCAGACCGCCCGAAUCCGAUCGCAGGCCAGAGAACAUGCAGACCGUCAGGAAAAAGAAAUGGGUCGCCGAUUCCAGGAACACACUGAGGUGCUGUCUAAGCGGUACGGCGAGCAGUCGGAAAAGUUGAAUCGUAUCCGGGCGCUGAUCGAAGGUGAUUACACGGGACCGAGCCUCGUUGUCCCGUCCGCUCCCAGCUCAUCAUCCCGCACACAGACUGCCACCACCACGACCAGUACCGUCCACCAUACCAACGUCUACCGUGAGGCCGAACGAGAGCGCACCCGCGUCCGUGAUCAGUCACCGGCCACGAGCAGUGAUCGCAGCGAGAGCCGUCCCUACGUGAACGCCCGCUACAACCUGGGCGUCUGCAGUCCCCGCACCAAGACCGUCAACCUCGUCCGCGAGAACCGUGUCCCCAUGGGGACGGUGCUGGGCCGCAAGGGGCCCACAGUCACCGAGCUGACCCUCAGGGACACCAAGGCCGCCAACAGUCUGACGGUGGAGGUGCAGACGGCCGAUCCCCGCGACGGCCGCGUCUCCACGCAGCUGUACAAGGGCGAAAUCAUCCCCACGGCCACUCGCGGCCGUUCCGUCAUCUUCCGCGACGUGGAGACUCUGCAGCAGACGGAUCCGGUGGACGUCGACGACCUGACCCGCACCACCGUCCCCGUGCUGCCGGUGCCACCGGAGGUGAUCAAGGAGCGCUGUGCGGCCGGGCAAGGCCACUGUCCUAAGAGUCCCGCCGCCAAACAUGCGCCCAGUGUGCUUGGACAGUGAGGAAUUCGCGGGUUAUCUUUUGAUUUGCUUUUUCGAAUAUUCUUUCGCUUUGUUCUUUUUAUUUGCUCAGUCCGUGCGGUUCAGUAGUCUGUGGGGGAGAUUUGGGGUGUGUAAUUUUAUCGUCUUGCAUUCUCAGUGCGGGUUGCUCUUUUUAGCAUAUAGAGAUACGCGUUUUUAGCGUGUAUGAAUUAUGUGUUACAUUUGUGCGAAGGCUUUUCCGGCUAGGUUGGCAGUUUUCAUUUUCUUGGAUGCUUUUGAUAUGCAUUACGUGUUAUCAAAUGGCUUUUCGCUGUACUAGCACUGAGUUGUAAAUUUCGUAGAGUAUGGGCUCUGUACUUGACCUUGUCCAUAAGAAUUAAGAAUCAGUGCAG